CAUGAUGUUGACCACGCCUAUUAUACUGUAAACUAAAACUAAAAUGGAUGGUGAGGAAUGUGUUUGUGCCUGUAUUUGUGCUAUGAGGAGGUUGAUGGAGGCAAUAAAAAUGUCUCAGAAUCUUUGUACGGACACUGGUUGCCUUGAUGGAUAUCCAGCAUUGCCCCAGCCUCCAUUUUUGGAUGAAUACACGAAGCUCCUCUUACUAAUGCUACUAGCUUUCAUCCUUGCCAUUCUUCUCUUCUUGUACAGACCAAAGAGUUUAAGAUCAGGACACAAUGGGUCUUGUUAACUGCUUUAUUGAUCAUUUAUAAUGACAUACUACAUUGUACUCAUUUUAUACUCAUUUAUGCUACUUCAUUUAUCUCUGUUGACAUAAUGUACCUAAUUUUUAUUGUAAAAUGUGCUUUUGAGUCAUGGCUAAUGAGUUAACCAA
This is a messenger RNA of Amphimedon queenslandica, 436 nucleotides long. RefSeq names its product small integral membrane protein 14-like. Gene Ontology annotation, cellular component: endoplasmic reticulum. NCBI's taxonomy places the organism in Eukaryota, Metazoa, Porifera, Demospongiae, Haplosclerida, Niphatidae. The transcript is spliced from 4 exons. The record is from RefSeq and is a predicted model, not a curated record. The coding region runs from base 44 to 292 and encodes 82 amino acids.